CCUCGAUUUAAUGAUCCCACUGUCCAGCAAAUUUUAUCGAAAAUAACUGGUGUAGAUUUAGUCAAGAUUUUUCAUAGUAGACCUCAAGAACAACCCAAGUUACCUACUUAUAAGCUAAUGUCAGAUGUAGAGUUUAAAGCGGCGGAAGCAAAAGCAAUUCAAGAAGCCAAACAAUUAUUGGCUAUGCCACCUCAGAUGGUUCAAAGAGAACGAGGCAUUAGCAGAGUAAUCACCAUUGAUAAGGAGUUUGUAGGCUACGAUGAAGAUAAUGCCAAUUACAUAUUUACUGAUAUUAGCUUAUCUGCAACUGAUCGGGAUCGUCGUGUUGUUGUACGGGAACCAAAUGGCGCCUUGAGAUAUGCUACCUGGGACGAAAGAGAUAAAAUGAACCAAAUUUAUUACCCCAAGUUAGGCAGACAGUUGAAAGUGCCUCUUAUGUUUCAAGGAAAAAAUUUAGAAAAUAGCUUCAGCCAAUUACGUCAUGCUGAUCUCCUCGAUUUAGCCGUACUUCAGUUUGAGCCUGAUUCUUCUAUGUAUAUCCAGGUUCAUCAAAAAACUUAUGAAAAUCUAGAUGAUCAUAAAAAUUAUGACCUACUACGAUCUACCCGUCAUUUUGGCGGAAUGGCGUAUCAUCUUGUUAAGAGGAAUCGUUUCCAUGGGUUACUCUCUGAUAUGCUUACGCGAAAAUUGAUAUCGGAUGCUUGCGAUUUAAUAGGCCUAUAUUGUUUAUUGCAUCCUCAAAGUUCUCUUGCCAGACAGAUAAAAGAA
This is a messenger RNA of Trichoplax adhaerens, 768 nucleotides long. RefSeq lists its product as uncharacterized. NCBI's taxonomy places the organism in Eukaryota, Metazoa, Placozoa, Uniplacotomia, Trichoplacea, Trichoplacidae. The annotation marks the transcript as partial. The record is from RefSeq and is a predicted model, not a curated record. The transcript has 6 exons. Gene Ontology annotation, molecular function: structural constituent of ribosome. Gene Ontology annotation, cellular component: mitochondrial small ribosomal subunit.